CUGUCUUCUUAAAAGAAAUUAAGCUGAAAAUGGAGGCCGAGGACAACGUUGUUGGGGCGCUAUUCUUGCAGAACGGGGAGGACAACAGCUAUAACCCGGAGGAUUUUGUGCUGGAUCUGGACGUAGGGGGCUCGGCGCCGCACUUCCGUAUCUCAGUAGCAGACGACGACGGCGGUAUUCCCGGAUCGCUCUUCGCAUGCGCUGUCUGGAAUGGAGCGAGGUUUAUAGCUAUGCAUUUCGCCAACCAUCCAAAGCUCGUGGAAGGUCGCAGUCUCGUGGAAUUCGGCGCAGCUUCAGCUCUACCGUCGCUUGUAGCGCUGCAUUUCGGGGCCAAGUUGGCUGUGAUGACGGACUAUCCGAACGACUUGUUGUUGAAAAAUAUUGAGACGAAUAUCAAGCGUAAUGAGCAUCUGUUGGGCAUUGGGAGACGCGAAGUCCGAGGACAUCUUUGGGGAAGUGACACAAGGGGGCUGCUAAAGUGUCUCGCUUCUUCGACGUCAGAUGCGGAUGUUGGUGAGAAGGAUCCUGAAAGUUCAGAAGACUUGACGGAAACUCGAUUUGAUGUGGUUGUUGUUGCGGAGUGUCUAUGGUUGCAUGACUUGGUAAGCUCCUGAUUACUGUUGCUGAGAGCUCUCAGGUGUUGAUUUUUUUUUCCUUCUUGCUGUCGGUUUAUCAGCACGAAGACUUGCUGAAAUCUAUUGACGCGUGUCUGGCACCAGGAGGAAAGGUGCGAUAGAUGUGCUAUUAUUUUGAAUUAUAUCUCAGUUAACGUUGUGAUCGGUUGGGUUGUGUUGUGUUUGCUGUGUUAUUGGAUGGGACAGGUGUUUGUGAGCUUUGCACACCAUGUUCCAGGUCACGAAGAGCACGAUUUAUCGUUCUUCAUUAAGGCGAAGAAGCUGUAUGGGUUCGAUGCUGUUCAUCUGGACACGCUAGCCUCGCCGCACAUUUUUAAUGCUGACAGAAUCGUCGACCAGUACUUGUACCUACUUACGCGGUCCAGCGAGCAUUCUACAGUUUGACAGAUGAUCCUAGUUUGUUCUGCUCGUUCAGGCGUCAUUGUGCAUUCAAAGCACAUAAGUAAAGACAAAAUGAUACUUAGUACUUGCAAACUCAAC
Molecule: messenger RNA, 1115 nt
Organism: Phytophthora nicotianae INRA-310
Lineage: Eukaryota; Oomycota; Peronosporomycetes; Peronosporales; Peronosporaceae
Exons: 4
Coding region: 30-614 (194 amino acids)
Biological process (GO): peptidyl-lysine dimethylation
Molecular function (GO): protein-lysine N-methyltransferase activity
Source: RefSeq, a predicted model, not a curated record